Camelina sativa (false flax) is the source of this 2662-nucleotide messenger RNA. RefSeq lists its product as uncharacterized. The record is from RefSeq and is a predicted model, not a curated record. Lineage: Eukaryota; Viridiplantae; Streptophyta; Magnoliopsida; Brassicales; Brassicaceae.
GAGUUACCAAGUUUAGAGUCUGGUCAAGCUGUAAAUUAAGUAAUUACACAAGUAGCAAAGGUCCAUAAUUAGAAUCUGAUCCGGGUCAUACGAAUCUGAUCACAAAACAUGUUCCUUCUAAAAAUACAAAUAAAGAAGGAUGUGGAUGAUUCUUGUCCACUGGAUCCAAUUAACUAAAUCCUCUCUUAACAAGCUUGUGUCUUUCACGAGUCCUGUCUAUAUAUAUAUUCAUCGAAUCUUCUCUCUGGUAAUGAGAGCUUAAGACCAAACUCUUAACUAACUUUCAGAUAUAUAAAAAGCUUAUACAUAUAGUUGGGAGAUACAUUUAUAUAGUUUUAAGUCUGUAUACUCUAUAGAUCUCUCUGAUUAUAUUUUCUGGUAGUUACUAACGUGGUGGUGUAUUAAUCAUGGCCGAUCAAAUCACCGGCGAGAAGCCGGUCGGAGUUAAUAGAUUCGCUCUUCAAUGUGCUAUUGUCGCCUCCAUCGUUUCCAUCAUCUUCGGUUACGAUACUGGUGUGAUGAGUGGAGCGAUGGUGUUUAUAGAAGAAGAUUUGAAGACAAACGAAGUUCAAAUCGAAGUUCUCACCGGGAUUCUCAACCUUUGUGCCCUCGUCGGAUCAUUGCUCGCCGGAAGGACGUCGGAUAUAAUCGGACGGCGUUACACAAUCGUCUUGGCCUCAAUAUUAUUCAUGUUGGGUUCGAUUCUGAUGGGUUGGGGUCCGAAUUAUCCAGUUCUCCUCACCGGUAGAUGCACUGCUGGACUCGGAGUUGGUUUUGCUCUAAUGGUUGCUCCAGUUUACUCGGCCGAGAUAGCAACAGCUUCACAUAGAGGACUCUUAGCUUCUCUUCCUCAUCUUUGUAUCAGUAUAGGAAUCUUAACCGGUUAUCUCGUGAAUUACUUCUUCUCCAAGCUACCUAUGCAUAUCGGUUGGAGACUCAUGCUCGGUAUAGCCGCGGUUCCGUCCCUAGUGCUAGCUUUGGGGAUAUUGAAAAUGCCAGAGUCUCCUCGGUGGUUGAUUUUGCAAGGCCGUCUCAAGGAAGGCAGGGACAUCUUGGAAUUGGUAUCGAAUUCAUCUGAAGAAGCAGAGAUCCGAUUUCAAGACAUCAAAACUGCUGCGGGGAUCGACCCUAAAUGCAAAGACGACGUUGUUAAAAUGGAGAACAAGAAGACUCAUGGUGAAGGAGUGUGGAAAGAACUUAUUUUGAGACCAACCCCUGCAGUGAGACGAGUUCUUUUGACCGCUCUUGGGAUCCAUUUCUUCCAGCACGCGACCGGUAUCGAAGCCGUGCUUUUAUACGGUCCGAAGAUCUUCAAGAAAGCAGGAAUCACGGCUAAAGACAAGCUUUUCCUUGUUACAAUCGGUGUCGGGAUCAUGAAGACGACGUUUAUAUUCACAGCGACUUUCUUGUUAGACAAGGUAGGUCGGAGGAAGCUUUUGUUGACCAGUGUUGGAGGUAUGGUCAUAGCGUUGACAACGUUAGGAUUUGGGCUUACAAUGGCCCAGAAUUCCGGUGGGAAAUUGGCGUGGGCUUUGGUUCUAAGCAUCGUCGCAGCUUACAGUUUUGUGGCAGUUUUCUCUAUUGGGCUCGGCCCAAUAACUUGGGUCUACAGUUCUGAGGUUUUCCCAUUGAAACUUCGGGCACAAGGAGCGAGUCUCGGCGUUGCGGUGAACAGAAUCAUGAACGCCACCGUGUCGAUGUCGUUCUUGUCGUUAUCUAGAGCGAUAACUACCGGAGGAGCUUUCUUUAUGUUCGCCGGAGUAGCGGCGGUGGCUUGGAAUUUCUUCUUCUUCCUCAUGCCGGAGACGAAAGGUAAAUCACUAGAAGAAAUCGAAGCGCUUUUUCAAAGGGACGGUGAUAAAGUACGCGGCGAAAACAACAGCUUUAUAUCUGAGAUCGAGAUGAAGGAGGACGAUGCGUUGCCGACGACGACGGCUAAUUCAGGUACGGCGACGGGAACAGCUAUGGCGAAUUCGAAGAAGGAAAACUCUGAUUCGAUCUUGUUUGGAAGAGGUCGAUACAAGUUCUGGGCGUUUGGUGCGAUUUUGCUUUUGGCUUUUUGGUCCAUGUUUACUGGCACCGUGACUCUCCGGUUAACCACCGGGAAUCUAAACCGGUUCUCUGAAGAUCUCGGGAUUCCAAACUACGAUAACCUCGACGUUCUGGAAAUGGAAGAGAGGGAGAAAGUGGUGAAGCAUAUGUGGGAUGCGUAUACGAGUAGUCGUCGGAUCAAACUGCCUAGAUUUUGGCAAGAGGCUUUUGUAGCUGCUUAUGAAGAACUCACUAGUGAUGUCCCUGGUGUUAGAGAUGCUGCUAUUGGUGAAAUCGCCAAGAUGUCCGUGCAGUCUAUUACUAUUGAUCCACCUCCUUCCAGAUCAAUGAUCGCAAGGGAUUUGGGAAGAAACUUGAAGAGAAUUCUACACAAGCCAGCAACAAGUAGCUGAUAAUGGUAUUGUUGGUAUCACACGUUUACAUGUAAACCCUCCGAUCAUAUGGAGCUAAAAGAUGAACUACCAAAUGGAUAGUUCAAUUUGGAAUAUUAAAUUUUCUUGUUUCGAGAUCAAUUUAUAUAUUCUAUCGAUUGAAAAGUUACAUAGAGCUAUAUAUAUGAAACAAUGGAUCCUUAUGAUACAUCUAUUCUUCUAAAUUUGUGACUCCUGAA